GCGCCGCCGGCCAUGUCGACGCUGAGGGGGUUGGCGUCCGCCGCCUCCGCCUUAACGGCGCCGUCGACCGUGAGCCAGGUCGUCGCCGCGCCGUGGCGCUCGCAGACGGCCGGGAGCCGGGCCCGCGCCGGCGCGAGCAGCCGCCCGAAGAACGCCGGGCUCGCGACGACGGACCGGCGCCAGGUACCGCAGACGGCCAUGAGCGUGCGGCCCGUGCGGUGGCCCGCCCGCGUCGCGGCGGCCCACGCGGGCCCGCUGCCCGCGGCGUCGUCGCUCGCGGGAGCGGCGAGCCAGCCGUGGACCUCGCGGCAGAGGCUGUCGAGGAGGAGCACGCGAUGGGCCGCGCUCUCGCUCCGCCGGCAGUUCGACUUGACGCGCAGGUUCGACGUCGCGUCGCAGAGCGCGCGCAGUUGCCUACGAGAUGGAGGCGAUGAUCCAUGUGUUGCCAAAAGAAGGUGGGGACGCAGCCCGACGCGCCCAUUGGAGUUGCUGCGCUUGAACUCGGGCGCGAGCUCGCGCAGGUCGCCGGUGAUCAGGGACAGGAACACCCGGUCCGAGAGCUCCAUGUCGCCGGCCAGAAGCCCACGAUGUCACUUUUAAAGGCUUGAGAGAGUUGUGUGAUGUAAUGGGCGCGGUCCGAAACUUUGUGGCGCCGUCAGGGAUAUAUAUGCGCGGCAACAUCACAUUCAACAUCGCCUGCGGCAAAACAAGAGCUAUGAAGCGCCUCGGCGUCACGGCCCUCGCGGGAAUCGCCCGCGGGUCCUGGGUCGGGCCGAGCGACUGCGUGCGCGACGCCAACGGCUGCUGCGCGUCGGCGGGGUUCUUCUACUGCGGGUCGUCGGGGCGGUGCACGCACGACUGGGACCAGUGCGAGGACGGCCUCGGCGACGCGCCGUCGUCCUGCGCCCUCGACUACGAGGUCGGCGGCUUGAGCGCGUCCUUCGACCUGAGCGCGCUGCGCAUCCGCACGGGCAGCGUCGACUACGAGGCCAACGGGUCCAGCGCCGCAAAGAUAAUCUUCAACGUCUGCGCGAACGCCGCGACGCCGCGCGCGUGCGUGAACACGACGGGCGCCGACGGCGCCGCGUCGACGUCGCCGGCGGCGGCCUUCGCCGUCUUCGACGACGACGUCGACGGCGCUCACGAGCGCUGCGCGCGGCUCAGCGGGUCCGCGUCGCGCGACGACACGUUCGCGGCGUCGCCGCUCGACGCGGCGCGGCCGACGCGCGGCGUCGCGCUCGACUACGCCGGCGGCGACGUCUGCGGGGCGACGGGCGCGCCGGCGGCGUUCCGGCUCGACGUCCUCUGCGACGAGGCGGCGACGAGCCCGUCCCCCGCGGCCUACGCGACGACGCGCGAGGCGUGCGCGUUCUCCGUGGCCCUGCGGUCCGUCCACGGCUGCCCGCUGGCCUGCGCGCGGGCGGCCUCCGGCGCCGUCUGCGGCGGCCACGGCGACUGCGUCUGGGACGCCGCCUGGGGCGCGCGCUGCGACUGCGACCGCGGCUUCUCGGGGCCCGCGUGCGACGGCGGCGCGGCGCCCGCCGCGGCGCCGGACCCGGCCGGCGCCGGGGCCUCGAGCCUCUGGAAGUGGCAGACGGCCAUCGUCGUCCUCGUCGCCGGGGCCGUCGCCGCGACCGUCGGCGUCCGCUGCGACGCGCUCCGCCGGGCGCGCCGCUCCGCGGUCCGCUGCGGCUCCGACACGCGGUACCGCACCGUCGACGUCACGGACGACGACGACGCCGGCGUCGAGAUGGACAACUGCGGGCGCUACCGGUCGCCCCUCGACCCCUGGCCCGACGACGACGAGGAGGUCAAGGCGGCGUAAUUUAGACAGUGAAGCG
Aureococcus anophagefferens is the source of this 1841-nucleotide messenger RNA. Its product is annotated as expressed protein. The transcript has a single exon. NCBI's taxonomy places the organism in Eukaryota, Pelagophyceae, Pelagomonadales, Pelagomonadaceae. The coding region runs from base 626 to 1825 and encodes 399 amino acids. The record is from RefSeq and is a predicted model, not a curated record.